Molecule: messenger RNA, 1712 nt
Organism: Helicoverpa zea (corn earworm)
Lineage: Eukaryota; Metazoa; Arthropoda; Insecta; Lepidoptera; Noctuidae
Product: homocysteine S-methyltransferase 1-like
Exons: 7
Coding region: 271-1299 (342 amino acids)
Biological process (GO): S-methylmethionine cycle
Molecular function (GO): S-adenosylmethionine-homocysteine S-methyltransferase activity; zinc ion binding
Source: RefSeq, a predicted model, not a curated record
GAUCUCGUCGUCAAAUCGUGUGUUUAGUUUAUUAUCAAGAUAAAUUGUUCACACAUUUUUUCUAGAGGUUUAAUAUUUGGGCCCAGUGUGUGGGUAUCACGCUGUAGAUACGAGCGUCGCGCGUGUGUUCACGAUAGUGCUUGUUUGCGCGUCGCUUAAUAGUCAUGUUUUUCUAAAUAAAGAGUAUUUUAAUUCACUUUCGGUGAACUUUGAUAGAACUGAGUGGAUCACUCAAAUAAACGCAGCAAAAAAUAUCAGCAUUCUUGAAAGAUGACUCCCACAAACGGCGUGGGUCCGGAGCCUCCGCAGAUCGUGGUGCUGGACGGCGGGUUCUCGACGCAGCUGUCGUGCCACGUCGGUCACGUCAUCGACGGAGACCCGCUGUGGAGCGCUCGCUUCUUGUACACACACCCCGACGAGGUCGUCAAUACACAUCUCGACUUCCUUAGAGCGGGAGCAGAUUUAAUAAUAACGAACACUUACCAGGCGUCGGUGGAGGGGUUCGUGGAGCACCUGGGCGUGACGGCGGAGCAGGCUUCCGAGCUGAUCGUGCGCGCUGUGGAGCUCGCCAAGCGCGCGCGCUCGCAGUACCUCGAGGAGUACCAGGACUAUGUGCAGAACGAUCGCAUCCCGCUGGUCGUGGGCUCGGUGGGGCCCUAUGGGGCUCACCUGCACGACGGCUCCGAGUAUGAUGGCAGCUACGCAGACACCACUUCUGUUGAGACUAUGAAAGCUUGGCAUCGACCUCGGAUCCAGGCUCUGGUUGAAGCAGGAGUUGACCUGCUGGCGUUGGAAACCAUCCCUUGUCAAGAAGAAGCCGAAAUGUUAUGUGACCUUCUUCGUGAAUUCCCUCACAUAAAAGCUUGGAUCGCAUUCAGUUGUAAGGACAAUCAAAGCAUAGCUCACGGUGAAAGCUUCCAAAAAGUAGCAAAGAAAUGUUGGGAGGCGAAUCCUGACCAGCUCGUUGCCGUGGGAGUGAACUGCUGCGCGCCGUCCUUUGUGUCGAACCUCGUGAAAGGCUUCAACGACGACCGGCCACACGACCCCAUUCCGCUUAUCGUUUACCCCAAUUCGGGCGAAAAAUACAACCCGCAAAUAGGGUGGAUAGACCGCGACAAGUGCGAGGCAGUGGAGGUGUUCGUGCAGGAGUGGCUGGACCUGGGCGUGCGGUACGUCGGCGGCUGCUGUCGGACAUACGCGGCCGACGUGUCGCGCAUCCGCAACCAGGUGCAGUGCUGGCGCGACCGGUGGCGCUUCCAGGCCAAGUACCCCGACGCGCAGAACAACAACGCUCAGUAAACACCACUACGGUUCAUAGUUCCUUGGCGGGUUAUUACAAAACAUCAUUUUGUGCGGUUCCUACUUCAUGAAAUAUGCAUAGUUACCUACAACCAGGAUUAUCUUUUAAACGUGUCAACAAAGAUUUUCAUUUUUCUUCUUGAAACUGUGCACUCGUGUUUACCAUAGCGGACUAGCGUAAUAAAUGUAAACUAAACCUGUUACUAAAAAUAAAGGUUAUAAUGAUGUGAGUGAACUAAAUGAAAUGAAAUGUAUUUGUAAAAGACCCCUCGAAGCAAGAACUACUUUUAAUAAUAAUUAUAUUACCUAUUUAAAAUACAAUUUGUAUGUGCCAUCAACUUUAUUGUAAGUAAUUUACGAAUUUCACUUAUUUUUGUAAAUGUAAAGAACAAAUUAUAAUAUUUUAUUCGGAA